UUUUAUAUCGGCAAAACUUCGGCCCGGAUUUCCUCACGUGAUGUCCUCCAUUACAUAAGCAUGUACCUUCAAUCCACGAACUUCCGCAGCGACUGGAAGAAACUACACUUGCGAACAGGAAGAAGGAUAGAGAAAAAGGCGAUAAGAGGAAGAAAAAGAGGAAGAAGAGAGACACGGAAAAAGGCAGACAGAGAUGGCGUCCGCUUCCAUGGCGUCGACGCUGCUGCGGUCGUUACGGGCGGCCCAGCAAUGCGCCCACAGGCCCUGCCAGAUCAGACAAUACAGCCAGCUGCUAUCACGAACAGCAGAGACGACGAGACACUCGCUGCGGCCUCUCAGCAGACAGGCCCGUCCGGACAGAUCCAAUGCCUUUUCUACAUCCACGGUGCGGCCGGCCAAGACCAUCGAACAACUCAAGGCGCGCUCUUCUACGGGACCGUUCUCAUGGAAGUCGGCGGUUCUCUUCGUGCUCACGGGAGCUGGCAUGAUUGUCUAUUUCCAGUAUGAAAAGGCACGGCUGGAGCGCGAACGGAUCGUGGAGAUGAGCAAAGGCGUUGGGAAGCCUCGAGUAGGCGGGCCGUUUGUGCUCAAGGACCUCAAUGGAGAGACCUUCACGGAGGAGAACCUCAAGGGCAAAUACAGCUUUGUAAGAAAGAACUGCUAUUUACAAUUCACGCUCGGAACACAAGUUAAGCAUAUGGGACUGACGAAACAGGUCUACUUUGGUUUCACACACUGCCCUGACAUAUGCCCGGACGAGCUGGACAAGAUGGCCGAGAUCAUCGACGAGGUACGGGCCAGGUCGAACGGACAGGAGGUGAUGCGCCCGGUGUUUAUCACCUGUGACCCGGCCCGAGACAGCCCAGAGGUGCUAAGAGGGUACCUGAACGAAUUCCACAAGGACAUCAUCGGCCUGACGGGCACGUACGAGCAAGUCAAGGAUGUGUGUCGCCAGUACCGUGUCUACUUUAGCACUCCGCAGAACAUCAAGCCCGGCGAGGACUACCUAGUUGACCACAGCAUAUACUUCUACCUAAUGGAUCCUGAAGGCGAUUUUGUCGAGUGUAUCGGACGGCAGGACACACCCCAGACGGCAUCAAAGGUUAUCCUGGACCAUAUUGGAGACUGGAAGCGGGCUGGCAAGCCCCUGGAUGUGACUCCCAGUAGUAAGUAGCGAGGAAAUUAAAGUAAACGGACAAGACAAGUCUCCCUCCUCCUGUACAAUAUACUAUACUCCGUAUAGCCCGAGAUAUAUAUAUCCGAUGAAUGUAAUAAUAGCAACAUGUAAACAGGCCUAUCCCUCCAAGAAAGUGUGUAAGAAUAGCUCUCGAGACUACUGGGCCGGCUUCCCAUCCGCGUCCCGGUCUCGGUUGGCCCUCCACUCGGCAGACGAGCUGUCAUCGGCAAAGUCUUCUCUCUUCCAUAUCUCGACCUUCUCCUUGCACUUCUCUAG
This is a messenger RNA of Trichophyton rubrum CBS 118892, 1453 nucleotides long. RefSeq lists its product as uncharacterized. The transcript has 2 exons. The record is from RefSeq and is a predicted model, not a curated record. Gene Ontology annotation, cellular component: mitochondrial inner membrane. Gene Ontology annotation, biological process: intracellular copper ion homeostasis; mitochondrial respiratory chain complex IV assembly. Lineage: Eukaryota; Fungi; Ascomycota; Eurotiomycetes; Onygenales; Arthrodermataceae. Gene Ontology annotation, molecular function: copper chaperone activity; copper ion binding. Bases 194 to 1174 code for a protein of 326 amino acids.